This is a messenger RNA of Daphnia pulicaria, 5521 nucleotides long. Its product is annotated as alpha-(1,3)-fucosyltransferase C-like. The coding region runs from base 575 to 1762 and encodes 395 amino acids. Gene Ontology annotation, cellular component: membrane. The transcript has 3 exons. Lineage: Eukaryota; Metazoa; Arthropoda; Branchiopoda; Diplostraca; Daphniidae. The record is from RefSeq and is a predicted model, not a curated record. Gene Ontology annotation, molecular function: alpha-(1->3)-fucosyltransferase activity.
UAAGAUUUACUAUACGGUACGUAAUCAAAAAAGUGUGUGAAAACGCGCAAUCUUAUCUGUUCGUUCUGAACCUUCGUGAACUGCGUGUAAGGCAUGAUAAUUAGUACUUGAGAAAUAACCUUAAUAAAAAAGAACGUUAAAAAAAAUCCCCCUUUUACGCAGAAUUACUGUACAACUACAGACAUUUUCAGGUAAAAUAAAAUGUUUGUUUAGCUGAUAAUAGUUCGUCGGGUAUUUUGUUUUUUUUCCCAGGCCCGAUAACAUGGUGAAAAUGGAAUUCAAGAGGUUCUUAUACUCAUAUGUUUAACGGACUAUACAGAGAAUAAGUAUGCAACGACGGACGAGCAGAGAGACACUCUAGUUGCUGCCCUUUUGUUGAACACAUUAAACACGUUUUUAAAAGGCGGAAAGUUUUUAAAAUUCGCGCCAACAGACAAGUGUCAAACAAAGAGACGGACCGAAGGAUUGAGUCAAUAACUUUCUGUCACACAUACUGAUAUAGUAAGAAGUGCCGAGAUUUCCAAGCAGUCCUUACCAAAUGUGAAGUGGUUUCGUCGUUAUUCAUCAGCCAAGAAUGACGUCAUUCUUAACCAAAAGAAUCACUAAAUUUAGAGUUCUCGCUGUGCUACUGAUUCUAUUAGGUGUCUUGGUGUUGGCCACUCAUAAAAAUGUUGGCAAAGUUAUUCGCCGGCAAAAUGAAACCAAAACAAUUUUAAUUUGGAACGGAUCUAGCCGAAAGGAAGUGCGCAAUUUCGGCUGGGGUAAGGACGCCUUUGUCAAUAAGAAAUGCCCUGAAACUAGAUGUGAAAUGGUCGACAACCGGAAAGAACAUCCUCUCCAUCAUUACGACGCCAUUGUCGUUGUACUUAAUGACGAAUUCAAAUCACCGGAUCAAAUGAUGAUGCCGGAUUUUGAAAACAACAAACGCGAUGCAAGUCAGCACCUCGUCCUCUUCACUCAAGAGUCUCCUCCGGCGUUGAAACCGUAUUACAACAUGACUCGAUUAGCUCAUUUUUUCAAUUGGACCAUGACUUACAGAAUGGACGCUGAUAUCCGAUUCCUCUACGGUCGAAUUAUUCCAAAAGAAAACGCUCCUCGCACACCGGAAGAGAUAAGUCAUUUAAGAGAAAGAGCUCGUGUUAGUUCACCGCCAGACGCAGUUCGCAACAAGACCAAAACAGUCGCCUGGAUGGUUUCUCAUUGUGAUACACACAGCCAACGAGAAAAGUACGUCAAAGAGCUGAGCAAAUACAUCGACGUCGAUAUUUACGGCAGAUGUGGUAAUCUGUCGUGUGCGCUUCACGUACUGCAUCACUCGGACCCGCAGUGUUACGACAUGAUCGAGUCAACCUACAAGUUCUACUUGUCAUUCGAAAAUGCCAUUUGCCCAGAUUACGUCACUGAAAAGUUUUUCAAAAUUAUGGGCCACCACAUCGUUCCGGUUGUCUACGGCGGAGCCGAUUACACCCAACACGAACCACCCCACUCGUACAUUGACGCCCGCAAGUUCAAACCCAAAGAAUUGGCCGCUUAUCUCAAAUUACUCGGUGCAAACGACACGCUGUACAACGAGUAUUUCUGGUGGAAGGAUUAUUAUGACGUGGAAUACAGUAUAGAGGACAUGUCUCGUCAUGGAUUUUGUGACUUGUGCCAGAAACUACACGAGCAACAAGACGGGGUUUCUCAAUUCUAUCAAGAACUGGAGUCUGAAUGGGGCGAAAGCAACAAGUGUCAACCGUUUGAUCCCAUUUGGAUAUCAUAAACUAGUAUGUUACGAAAAUAUUACUCGAAGUGCAGCCGAUGAAAAGGGAUGAUUUAGAAAGAAAAAAAGCGACGCACGAAUAACAAUUAACGCUCUUCUUUUUACUGUUUUUCUAGUUUAUUUUAUUGAUUUUCUUCUAUCACUGGCUAAAUAAAAAUAAAUUAUUUCUCAAAAUGGUAUAUCUAUCAUUAUAGAGUCUGAAAGAAAAAACAAUUAAAACCUGUCCUGCAUGAGAAGUGGCCUCCGCUUUUUGUAUUCAUAAGCGAAAGUUUGCGCGGAUUCCAAUACUUGAAAUUUGAUCAAGGUUACGACUUAAUCGCCAAAAGUCUCAAAAAACGAUUUUACGUCGACCAAAUGAACUGAAGAUGCUCGAGUUAAAAAAAAAAAAAACUAAAAGCGAAAUAAACGUAGCCUCCACCAGUAACUUAUGGACCAACUUGCAAAAUAAAACUUACUAGCAAAGAUAACGUACGCCAAAAUCUUGUAAAGAUGCGCAAACUAACGUUCUAAACUUUAUUUUCUCGAGUAAUUCUACAUUAUGUACCAAGGCAUGAAGGCAACUAAACGAAAACCUUGAUCAAAUCUCUUCCUCCCAGUUGUUAUCUAACUAAGAUAGACAUACAAGACAUACAGGAAAAAAAUUUCUAUUUAGCUGAUAGUAGUUCGCUCCCCCCCCCCCUAAGGCCUGAUUAUAAGUGAUAAGGUGGUUAAAAGUGUAUUCAAGUGAUUAUAACUUAUAUUUUCAUUUUUCAACAAACCACAGUGAAUUCGUCUAGUGUUGAAAGCUCAAGACCCACUAGUUGCUCCACUUUUGCUUUUAUUACACGUGACCAAUAUUUCCAAAGCGGUAUUAAAAGUUAAGUUUAAAAAUAGUGGUGGGAGCCAAACAGACGGUCAGACAGAUAGCUGGGUCAAUAGUGCUUUUUGUCACUCUCGCACAUAGUAUUUGAGUAAGUGCCAAAACUCCCAGGCUUACCAAAGUACAAUUGUUUUCAGAUUGUUUUCGUCGUUCUUAAUCGCCAGUCAAACAAAUGUCGUCAUUCUUAACCAAAAGAAUCACUAAAUUUAGAGUUCUCGCUGUGUUACUGGUUCUACUAAGUGUCUUGGUGUUGGCCACUCAUAAAAAUGUUGGCAAAGUUAUUCGACGGCAAAAUGAAACCAAAACAAUUUUAAUUUGGAACGGAUCUAGCCGAAAGGAAGUGCGCAAUUUCGGCUGGGGUAAGGACGCCUUUGCCAAAAAGAAAUGCUCGUACACUCAAUGUGAAAUGGUCGACAAGAGAUCGAAAUUUCCCCUCGAACAUUAUGACGCAAUCAUGCUUGUGCUUAAUGACGAAUAUACUUCAGCGGAACAAAUGAUGAUCCCGGAUUUUAAAAACGAUCGAGAUGCAAGUCAGCAUCUCGUCCUGUUCACUCAAGAGUCUCCCCCAGCCUUGAAACGCUAUUACAACAUGACUCGAUUAGCUCAGUUCUUCAAUUUGACCAUGACGUACAGAAUGGACUCUGAUAUUCGAUUACUAUACGGUCGAAUUAUUCCAAAAGAAAACGCUCCUCGGACACCGGAAGAGAUAAGCUAUUUACGAAAAAUAGCUCGUCCUAGACUGCCAUCAGACACAGUGAGUAACAAGACCAAAUCAGUUGCCUGGAUGGUUUCUCAUUGCAAAACGCACGGCCAAAGAGAAACGUACGUCAAAGAGCUGAGCAAAUACAUCGACGUCGAUAUUUAUGGUAGAUGUGGCAAUCUUACAUGUGCAAAACACUCAUUACAUCACUCGGACCCAAAGUGUUAUGACAUGAUCGAGUCGACCUACAAAUUCUACUUGUCUUUUGAAAAUGCAAUUUGUCCAGACUACGUCACUGAAAAGUUUUUCAAAAUUAUGGGCCACCACAUCGUUCCGGUCGUCUACGGAGGAGCAGACUACAGUCAACACGCACCGCCCCAUUCGUACAUCGACGCCCGCAAAUUCAAACCCAAAGAAUUGGCCGCUUAUCUCAAAUUACUCGAUGCAAACGACACGCUCUACAACGAGUAUUUCUGGUGGAAGGAUUAUUACAGUGUGGAGUACAGCGUGGAGGACAUGUCUCGUCACGGAUUUUGUGACUUGUGUCGAAAACUGCACCAGCUGGAUGGAAAUUUUCGGUCGUAUAAGGAACUGGAGUCGGAAUGGGGCGAUGGCAACAAGUGUCAACAGUUGGACUCCAGUUGGUUAUGAUGAAUUAUUUCAAACAAAAAAUAUUACCCAAACAGCAGACAAAAAAAUUCUGAAUGUUAAAAAAAAGAUGCUGUUCUUUUACCUUAAUUUUUCUUUUCUUUAAUGACCUUCCAAUGUGUAUGUGCCCAUAUAAAAAUAAAUCAAAUUUCUACAAGGCAAACAAAACGAGAUUUUCUUCUUUGCAUGAAUAGCUUGACAGAUUUAAAUUGAUUCAAGGGACGAAUGAAAAAAAGAAAAAAAAAAAAAAAGGUAACCUGUCCUGCCUCAUUCUUAUCAAAGGAACGUUUGCGCGGAUUUUUCAACAUUCGAAAUUGAAUUGCAUAUUCAUCGCACGUCCCUCCAUGUCUCUCUAUGGUUAAGUUAUCCUAUCUCACUUCAAUCUCUUUAUCUUUCGCAACUGGAUCCCGAACAACACACCGGUUGGAUUCCUGGUUGCAAUAAGUUGCUGCGAAAAAUGUUCAGGCUACUCAGUCGGCCACAGACUGGAUAACGUUCACACCGUCUUCCACCGCCAUGAAAUUUCAUUUAACAAUUUUCGCGAUUGCCUUCAACAUGGCCAACUCGGCUCCCUACGGACUCAUCCGCAGGCUAGGAGCUGGCUUCGAGUCCAUCGUGGUGUACGCUGUGCCAACAUCACCCGGUGUUAGUGAUCAGAGUUAUUCCUCUUCCAGUAUUGGCCAGAACUAUUAUUCUCCCAGCAGCAGCUCAAGUUAUUACUCUCCCAGUAGCGACCCAAUUUAUUCAUCGGAACCCAGUAGUGGCCAGUGCUGUUCCACUUCCAGUAAUGAUCCAAGCUAUUCUUCUCCCACUAGUGGGUCGGGUUAUUCUUUUCCCAGUAGUGACCCGGGUUAUUAUUCUUUUCCCAGUAGUGGCCCAAGCUAUUCCUCCCCCAGUAGCGACCCGGGUUAUUCCUCCCCCAGUAGCGACCCGUUUGAUAUCCAUGACAAUACAGCGACCUUUUGUCCAAACAAAAUUCAUUCGCCUUCAGAGCGGAAUCAUCGGCAGAGAGAGCGAAUAACAUACCAGCCGGUAGUUCGUGAAACAUUCAGAAGUCGAAACAGCUAUCCUGAUUCAUCCUACGGAAACGAGAAAACCCCGGCGUAUCGAACACCCAGUUAUUCAGUUCGUGAUUCGUUCGAAUCAUCUCAUCGACAGAAAAACUAUGGACGAGACAAUUCCCGAGCUAGUCAGGACCCAAUGUACGGGCAAACCGGUUCGUCGUACGAGGCCUUCACGAUCCAUCAAAAAUCUCCCACGUCCCGGACAGUAAUAGGCUACCGUCUACUACCAUCGAGUUCAAUGCGGGGAGGAUAAAAGCUGAAAAAUGGAUCAUGAUGUACGGGAAAAGAAAUCAAACAGGACCAUGGCGGAUAAUUCGGAUAUUAAUCGUUCUGUUAUAAGUUAUGUCAAAAUGUAAACUAACACAACUCACUAAUCGUACAAAAUGUUUUCAAAUAUCGUUCUCGGAUAGUUCUCUGUUGUUCUCUCCCCCAAUCCCUUACAAAACUGGUUGCUGAUUAUUACAAGAAAGCAGGUAAACAUUUCAAAA